Messenger RNA from Danaus chrysippus (African queen), 1407 nucleotides. The record is from the annotation of a GenBank genome assembly. NCBI's taxonomy places the organism in Eukaryota, Metazoa, Arthropoda, Insecta, Lepidoptera, Nymphalidae.
AUGAAGGGACCUACACGGCCAGCUCCCGCCGUUCCCAGCAUGGGUGUCAGUAGAUACUCUCCUGUCACUAACUGGAAUGAUGAUCCUUUUGGUGCUGAUGUCUUUGAACCGACGCCGUCGUAUGCACAAAAGAAGAAGCCGCCACCAAGGCCGCCGCCGCCCAAAGUGUCUAAACAUCCGGAUAUACCAACAAAACCUUCCCAUUUCAUACGUAAACCUACAGUUCUAUCUUCGAUUUUGGGCCGACACAACAAGAACAAAGUAAUCCAACAGAAUGCGAGCCAACCUAUAUUAGAUGUAAAUAGUGAUGUGGAUACACACAAAAUGUUUCCUAAAUGUGAUCGUGCAAAUGUUCAAAUGGGUACAUUGAUAGACUUAUCCUCGCCUCCCAGUUCUCCAACGUUCACAACAAGAUCCAGUAGUGAUGGUGUUAGUGUUGAUAGUUUUGGUUCAGAUGCAACAACAUCAACUAAUCAUCAAAAUGCAUUCGGUGGUAACGCAUCUCAGGCUGAGAGUGGUUUCGAAGAUGAUUUUGAUCUCUUCCUUAAUUCAAGGAAACCGCUGCACAAAGAUGAUACUAUAGAUGAUUUUGCAAAUGUUGAUCCGUUUUCUCCGUUACCCUCUAAAACUGUAACGAAGAAGACUGUUUUCAGUUCUGAGUCCUAUGAGACGUCUAGUAUAACGAGUAGUCAAUAUUCCGUGCCUCCUUUGAAAGGACCAACUAUAAUCCGUGCAAAGCCAGCAAGACCAAAGCCUCCAGAUAAUUCAGCAUUGUUAAAGAGCACAUUUGGAAGCGAUUUCCAUUUGACCUCGAUGAAUGUCAAUACCACAACACCAAUUACCAAAAUUAGUAAUGGCUUCAAUAACUUUGUGGAAACGAAGCCAGAUAUAACCUUCACUUGGGAUUCAUCACCUGAACGGGAUUCUUCACCACCUAUGCCAACGAUCCCCCCUCCCCCGCCGCCGGUCAUCACCGAUGAGGAUCUACCAGUUGUAUGGCCCGAGGAUUUGGAUGAUGAUGAUGAUGAUGAUGAUGAACCAUACGCGAUAGCACUAUUCGACUAUCACACGGGCCAUAGGGAAGAUUUGUCGUUCACCGUUGACACUCGGAUUACUCUGAUAAGGCGGGAAAACGACGAGUGGAUGUAUGGUAGGUUGCAGAAUGGUAGCGAAGGUCUCUUUCCAACCAAUUACGUCGAGGUGAAGGUGCCGCUGCCGAACGAACAGUCUAACAGUAUAGGCACGGCGAUAGCGUUGUACGACUUUGAACAGAUGCAAUCCGGCGAUUUAAAUUUCAGUGUCGGCGAUAAAAUAACAGUUCUAUCAAAAAUAAACGACGAAUGGCACUACGGUGAGUGCAAUGGCGCCAAAGGACAGUUUCCCGCCAAUUACGUUAAAAUGAGUUAG